CUAUAGCAAUGUGGAUCUAUGUUACUAUUUUACAAAUUAUUACAAGGACAAAACAGAUUAAGAAAUAUGAAUAUUGCAGGAGCCUUGAAGACCACGCCCACUUGCGACGCGAAAAAAACGUGAUUGGACGUUCUCUUGUGUUCCGCACUUCCGCAGUUGAAAAAUACGGCAAAACAAAGCUUCACAGAAUCAUAGCCAUGGAGGAACAUAUUUCCCAAAUGCUUGACCAUGCCAACACUGAGUUUAAAAAGCAGAAUUUCAAACAAGCAGAGGAAUGGUACACAAAGUUUAUCUCUUCCUGUUUACAGUCCAGACAAUGCGAGGCUAAUGAUUUGGCCAUUGCUUAUAACAACCGUGGACAGAUAAAGUACCUCCGGGUGGAUUUCUAUGAAGCAAUAGAGGAUUACACUUACGCAAUACAUGCUGACAGUCAGUUUGAAAUACCUUUUUACAACAGAGGACUCAUCCACUAUAGAUUAGGUUUUUUUGAUGAUGCCAAGAUUGACUUCCAGCAAGUAUUAAAGCUUAAUCCAGAUUUUGAAGAAGCCAAAGUGAGCCUGCAGCAGACACUUCUGGACCAGCAGCAGAAAAUAAAAAGAGGAUACUGACAGCCUUGUAAAUUAUAGAAUAUAUGUAUAUCCUGCAGUGAGGUUGUUAAAGAAAAGAUUUACAGUACUAAUGUGUGCCUACCUACCUACCUACUUACCUAGAUAUACCUAUUUUGUCAUAUAAUAAAAUUGCCAAUAUUUAAUCUGAAGAUGCACAAACAUAAAGCAGUCUACACAAACAAAUACACAGCUGAAAAUCAAACAGUAUUUACAAAAUGCAAAAUCAUUUAUUUUAACUCAAUAAAGGAAGUAAAAAGACA
Monopterus albus (swamp eel) is the source of this 868-nucleotide messenger RNA. It is a transcript of the gene ttc32, whose product is annotated as tetratricopeptide repeat domain 32. The transcript has 3 exons. Bases 9 to 608 code for a protein of 199 amino acids. Lineage: Eukaryota; Metazoa; Chordata; Actinopteri; Synbranchiformes; Synbranchidae. Gene Ontology annotation, molecular function: protein binding. The record is from RefSeq and is a predicted model, not a curated record.